This is a messenger RNA of Laetiporus sulphureus 93-53, 1219 nucleotides long. RefSeq names its product phosphatases II. Gene Ontology annotation, molecular function: protein tyrosine phosphatase activity. The transcript has a single exon. Lineage: Eukaryota; Fungi; Basidiomycota; Agaricomycetes; Polyporales; Laetiporaceae. The record is from RefSeq and is a predicted model, not a curated record. Bases 225 to 962 code for a protein of 245 amino acids. Gene Ontology annotation, biological process: dephosphorylation.
GGGACAUUGUCCGUCGCUGCUGUGACCGACCACACCCGCCACUUUAAUUGAGCGCCUAGCUCGCACGUGGCAUGCGAGGGUCUCGGAUGUUCCAGUCCAGCGGAUGGCACUUGCGUCGUCCACGAGGUCUCGAGCUCUCUCUUAACCUCCGUCCAGAUAGGAGAACGCGUACUGCUCACCGUAUAAAUCGCCACAUCCUCCCACCGCGCCGUCUCCCCACUGCCAUGGCUGUUGUUGCGACCUACGAAGCGUCCACCUCCAGCGUCCUGCUGCACCAGCCAGACUUCACCAUCAUUUCGACCAGUCGCUCGAGCACGUUCCACUCGCCCCUCGCCGCCCUCCGCAACCGCUCUCGGCCCAUCCCAAACUCCUACUGGGCGACCCCCUAUCUCGUCGCGUGCGAGUUCCCCUAUUGCCCACUGACGCCCGCCCAAGUCGAGCGCCGCCAGACCAAGCAGAAGCUCGACGCGCUCCUCCUCGCCGGCGUGCGCACCUUCAUCGACCUCACCGAGCCGCACGAGCUCUUCCCCUACACCCCGCACCUCGCCUCCCGCUGCACCAUGCUCGGCAUCGACCCCGCCGACGUCGAGUACCACAACUUUCCGAUCCGCGACCGCGGCCUGCCCGAGAGCGUCGAGUUCGUGCGGCGCAUCAUGCAUAUCCUCCGCGACAACGAGCGCCGCCAGCGCACCGCUGCCGUGCACUGCCGCGGCGGCAUCGGGCGCACCGGCAUGGUCGUCGGCUGCUGGCUCAUCGAGUCGGGCAUCGCGAGGGACGGCGCGGACGCGCUUCGCAUGAUCGCAGAGGAGUGGAAGGGCGUCGAGAAGUGCAAGCGGUUCCCGUGCAGCCCCGAGACCGGCCCCCAGUUCGAGUUUGUGCGCUCCUGGCAGCGCGCGGGCUCGCCGCAGUUGCAGAGCGCAGGCACGCUCUUGAAGAACGGCGUGCAGAUCAACGUGCAAUAACCCGUCCGUUCCCGCUCAUAUAUAUAUAACGACUCGGUCAGUGGUCCCUCCCGUCGAUCCGAGAAUGCUCCCUCCCGUCGAUCCGAGAAUGCCUUACUCAUCCCGCUCGUCUAUUCAGUUAUGACCACCCGCAUACAUCUGGAUCCCACAUCGUUUAUAUCCGCCACCUUUCACGUGUAUAUCUACCCUAACUUAUUGCGCGCUCUAACUGUUUCUAUCUUGGCCUCGGGCUCGGACGUUACCAGACCAUCAUAAUA